Cotesia glomerata is the source of this 634-nucleotide messenger RNA. RefSeq lists its product as uncharacterized. Bases 182 to 619 code for a protein of 145 amino acids. The transcript is spliced from 3 exons. The record is from RefSeq and is a predicted model, not a curated record. NCBI's taxonomy places the organism in Eukaryota, Metazoa, Arthropoda, Insecta, Hymenoptera, Braconidae.
UAAAACACCACCAAGGAAAGGAAUUAGAACACCACCAGAGUCGCCUAAUCCUAGAGAACUAAUUACUCCAGAAUUGCAUACUCCAGAAGAAACUCCUCGAAGAAAUAUUCUGAGACAAGUCAAUGACUUAACUCGUCAAAUUAAGGACUGUGAGAAGAGUAUUAAGGACUUGAAAAAUUCUAUGGUGACCAAAGAAAUUUUGGCAGACAGCAUAAAUAACGCUGUAAAUCGUUUGACGGAAGCUAAUCAAAACUUAUCGAAGGAAAAUCAAAAGUUAUUGAAAGAACCUGACUUUGACAUAGAUGGAAAGGUCCAGAUUAUGCAAGAUUUUGUAUUAAGUUUCAAUGAUUUUAGUGAAGCAUUAAACGCGACAACAAAUUGUCGUAGAGCUAAAAAAAUCAUGAGAACCAUGUGGUCCAAAGAAGACAAAAAGAAAAUGUUGGUAAAAUAUGAUCCAAAAAAACCGGACUCUACUGUAGUUCAAGAGACUGACUAUGUCAAAAUACUUAAAAUUAUGACAGCACUUGAUGAAUACAAAGUUAUUCCUGUAUUCAAAGACAAUGAUAGAGCGAUCAUUAAUAUCAAAACUUGGGUUUCAGAGUGGCUAAAACAGUCAUAAGAAGAUUAAAUCAAU